CACGCGCGGGCUGCCGGGAACGGGGCGGAGCGCGGCCGCGCCGGCGCAUUGAGGGGAGAGGCAGCCGCCGCGAUGGACGUGUUCCUCAUGAUCCGGCGCCACAAGACCACCAUCUUCACGGACGCCAAGGAGUCCAGCACGGUAUUCGAGCUGAAGCGCAUCGUCGAGGGCAUCCUCAAGCGGCCUCCUGACGAGCAGCGGCUGUACAAGGAUGACCAACUCUUGGAUGAUGGCAAGACCCUGGGCGAGUGUGGCUUCACCAGUCAAACAGCACGGCCACAGGCCCCAGCCACAGUGGGGCUGGCCUUCCGGGCAGCCCCUAGUAUGGCAUGGAAUGUGGUGGUGACUCUGGAGCCCAGGUCACAUCAGCCCUCUUGCAGGUGAGGGCUAUCUUGAUAGGUGCACAGCAUGGGCUGUGAGCUCUUUGCUUCCCCAUGGACUGCUUGCAGAAACACACUUCCUGGGUGCAACUCAACCCAUCACCAUGUUGUUCCCAGGCCUUGAAUGGGUGCCCCGCCCUCCGCCUCUCCCCUCCCCCAAGCUUACCACUCAAGAAGAUAAGACAGUGUUUCAAAUCACAUGUUAAAGAGCAUUGUCCAGGCUCAUCACGAAAGAAUGAGGGAGGUAGUGAAGGCACGAAUGGUCACAGGUUUGUGGCUUGGAAGAUGCAUUAGAUUAAGCUGCGUCAGUUUCUGAACCUUGGCACAGUGGGCACAUUGGGCUGGAUUACUGUGUGGGUUGCCUUGUGCACCAUAGCAUGUGGAGCCGUAUCCCAGGCCUCUACCCACUAGACAGCGUUGGAACACCCCACCUGCCCAAUUGUGACAGCCAGAACUGUCAUCAGGCAUGCCAGCUUUCCCUGGGAUGCCUGAUCAGUUGAGAACCCUGAGCCAAGCAGAGAUGGGUCUCCUAGCUGGAAGAAAGCACAGGAGAAAAGCUGUGGGUUUGUUUGCUGUGUGUUGGGGUGACAGUAGGGACAAGACAGGGAAGGCCUUUGCCUUCCUGGAGCCAGUCAAAAGGGCAAUUUGUCCAGUGGUAAGUGCCCCCACGCCCAGGAUGUCAGGAUGUCUUGACUUUUGGGGGUGGGUGGAUUGGAGGUUCAUCUGAGGAGGGGACCUGAGUUGGACCCUGAAAGUCCAGAAGCAACCAGCCAUUCCGAGUGCUGGGACCAGCAAGUGCGAAGGUCUGAGUUAGGAAAGAACAUAAAGAGCCAGAGCCUGAGAGCAUGGGAGGCAGAGGGAGAGACAGACAGCAAGGACUUGAUGGUAUUCAGAGCAUGAUGGGAAGCCACUGGAAGGUUUUAAGCAGGGGAGGAAUGGUCUAGUUGAUUUUUUUUUUUUGAAACAGAGUC
Messenger RNA from Cercocebus atys (sooty mangabey), 1351 nucleotides. It is a transcript of the gene ELOB, whose product is annotated as transcription elongation factor B (SIII), polypeptide 2 (18kDa, elongin B). Gene Ontology annotation, biological process: transcription elongation by RNA polymerase II. The transcript has 4 exons. Gene Ontology annotation, cellular component: VCB complex; elongin complex. The record is from RefSeq and is a predicted model, not a curated record. NCBI's taxonomy places the organism in Eukaryota, Metazoa, Chordata, Mammalia, Primates, Cercopithecidae. Gene Ontology annotation, molecular function: protein binding. Bases 73 to 384 code for a protein of 103 amino acids.